CGAUGACCGAGCAAUAACAUUGUCAAAACACUCGAAAAUGAAGACUGAUCCUAACGUUUGUCGUUCUAUCAAAUUUAAGAUUUCAUCUUGGUUCCAAGGAAAUGCUCCUGAUAUUUUUGCUUCUAUUCUUGUUCUUCCCAUUUUGCUUGUCAACUGAUACUAUAAAACUGAACGAAUCCAUCACAGACAGAGAUGUUAUAGUAUCAAGAAAUGGGAGUUUUGCCUUGGGAUUUUUCAGACCAGGCAAUUCUAGCCACAAAUAUCUCGGCAUCUGGUAUAACGAGCUACCGGGGGAAACUGUGGUGUGGGUUGCAAACAGGGACAGUCCACUACCUGGUUCUUCAUCAGGAUUCCUCUUCAUUAACCCAGAUGGAAAUCUCGUGCUCCAUGUUAAUAACCAUGACCAAGAACUUCCUCUCUGGUCUACUACUGUCUCAACGAAAGCAAGAACAAAGGCUUGUUGUGAAGCUCAGCUCCAAGAUUCAGGAAAUCUUGUUUUGGUCGACAAUGAGAAUAAAGAAAUUGUUUGGCAAAGCUUUGAUUAUCCAACAGAUACAUUGCUUCCAGGUCAGAAACUUGGAUUAGACAGGAGAAUUAGCUUAAACAGGGUCUUAACUUCAUGGAGAUCAGUAGAUGAUCCAGGACCUGGGGACUGGUCGUACAAGAUUGAUCCUACUGGCUCUCCGCAGUUCUUCCUUUUUUACGAGGGUGUAACUAAGUAUUGGAGAAGCAACCCAUGGCCCUGGAAUCGUGAUCCGGCACCAGGUUACUUGCGUAAUUCUGUUUAUGAUCAAGAUGAGAUAUACUACAGUUUCCUUUUAGAUGGUGCAAAUAAAUAUGUUCUCUCAAGAAUUGUGGUUACUAGCUCUGGAUUGAUACAGCGGUUUACUUGGGACAGUAGCUCUCUUCAAUGGAGGGACAUUCGGUCAGAGCCCAAGUACAGAUAUGGACAUUGUGGUUCAUACAGCAUAUUGAAUAUUAACAACAUUGAUAGUCUUGAAUGCAUGUGUUUGCCAGGGUACCAGCCCAAGUCCUUGAGUAAUUGGAAUCUUAGAGACGGUUCUGAUGGGUGCACCAAUAAACUUCCUGACACUUCAAUGUGUCGAAAUGGAGAAGGCUUUAUUAAGAUAGAGAGUGUGAAGAUUCCUGAUACUUCAAUAGCAGCUCUGAUGAACAUGAAUUUGAGUAACAGAGAAUGUCAACAAUUGUGCUUAAGCAAUUGUUCAUGUAAAGCAUUUGCAUACUUAGAUAUAGAUAAUAAAGGGGUUGGCUGCUUGACAUGGUACGGGGAGUUAAUGGACACUACGCAGUAUUCAGAGGGAAGAGAUGUGCAUGUUCGUGUUGAUGCAUUAGAGUUAGCUCAAUAUGCAAAAAGGAAAAGAAGUUUUCUUGAAAGGAAGGGCAUGCUGGCCAUUCCAAUAGUGUCUGCUGCUCUUGCCGUGUUUAUCAUUCUCUUAUUUUUCUAUCAGUGGCUAAGGAAGAAGAGGAAAACAAGAGGCUUAUUUCCUAUAUUGGAAGAAAAUGAGCUUGCAGAAAAUACGCAAAGAACAGAGGUCCAAAUUUUCGAUCUGCACACCAUAUCUGCUGCCACUAACAAUUUCAAUCCAGCUAACAAAUUGGGACAAGGUGGUUUUGGCUCAGUGUAUAAGGGUCAGCUACAUGAUGGGCAAGAAAUUGCUGUAAAAAGAUUAUCCCAUAACUCAGGACAGGGAAUAGCGGAAUUCAAAACUGAAGCAAUGUUGAUUGCAAAGCUUCAGCACAGGAACCUUGUGAAACUUAUAGGAUAUUGUAUUCAAAGGGAAGAACAAUUGUUAAUUUAUGAGUACUUGCCGAACAAAAGUUUGGACUGCUUUAUUUUUGAUCAUACAAGAAGAUUGGUCUUGAAUUGGAGAAAACGCUUUAGCAUUAUAGUAGGAAUUGCUCGUGGAAUCUUGUACCUUCAUCAUGAUUCAAGAUUGAGAAUUAUCCAUAGAGAUUUAAAAGCUAGCAAUAUAUUAUUAGAUGCUGAUAUGAAUCCAAAAAUUUCUGAUUUCGGCAUGGCUAGGAUAUUCAAAGGGGAAGAAGCUCAAGACAAAACUAACCGAGUUGUUGGAACAUAUGGUUACAUGGCGCCUGAAUAUGUAGUAUUUGGAAAGUUUUCAGUAAAAUCAGAUGUUUUCAGUUUUGGAGUUAUAUUAUUGGAGGUAGUCAGUGGCAAGAAGAGCAACACUUGUUAUUCAAAUGAUAUUUCAUUGAAUUUGAUUGGUCAUAUUUGGGAUUUAUGGAAAGAAGACAGAGUUUUAGAAAUAGUUGAUCCAUCGUUAAGAGAUUCAUCAUCUCUUCAUACUCAAGAAUUAUACAGAUGUAUUCAGAUUGGACUUUUGUGUGUGCAAGAAACUGCAUCAGAUCGACCCAACAUGCCAAGUGUUGUUUUGAUGCUGAAUGGUGAAACAACUCUUCCAAGCCCAAAUCAACCUGCAUUCAUUCUAGGAAGUAACAUUGUUUCCAAUCCAUCACUUGGAGGAGGAACAGCUUGUUCUGUAAAUGAGGUAACAAUUACUAAGGCCGAACCUCGAUAAGUAUAUAUAUUUUUUAUCUAAAAACAUUCAUGGAGCAUAAAGCAGGAUAGAUGAUACAUGUGUCAAGAUUCCUAUUCAUUAUUGUAACCAAUUAAACUGAACUUGCAGCAAUUGUUAGCAAAUUCACAUCACAGCAACUGCUACACUUCUCUUC
Messenger RNA from Ricinus communis (castor bean), 2712 nucleotides. Its product is annotated as G-type lectin S-receptor-like serine/threonine-protein kinase SD1-1. Gene Ontology annotation, biological process: recognition of pollen; protein phosphorylation. Bases 102 to 2558 code for a protein of 818 amino acids. The transcript is spliced from 7 exons. Gene Ontology annotation, molecular function: protein serine/threonine kinase activity; ATP binding. Lineage: Eukaryota; Viridiplantae; Streptophyta; Magnoliopsida; Malpighiales; Euphorbiaceae. The record is from RefSeq and is a predicted model, not a curated record.